GUGCCGGGGGCGGGGGCGCGAUGCUGAGGGCCCAGCGCGAGCUGCGGGGACAGCGCUGAGAUCCCCUGGAGUCCCGCAGCUGUAAUGGAGAGAGAAAGAUGAUUGGGUCUUCUCCAGGGGACUGUUGACAAGCUUGGGAAUCUAACAGGGUGACUAUGGAGGUGAGUGGCCUUCCACUGGAGCUGUGGCGCCUGAUCUUAGCCUACAUGCGACUUCCUGACCUUGGCCGCUGUAGCCUAGUGUGCAAAGCCUGGAAUGAACUCAUUCUCAGCCUGGACAGCACCAGGUGGCGCCAGCUGUGCCUGAGGUGCAUCGAGUGCCGGCACCCCAACUGGCCCAACCAACCUGAUGUGGAGCCUCGGUCUUGGAGAGAAGCCUUCAAACAACACUACUUGGCUGCUAAGACGUGGACCAAAAAUGCCCAGGAAUUGGAGUCUUCUAACUGUUUUUACCUCUUCCGAAGGAGAAAGGACCGGCGGAUUCUCUAUGUUGGGCCCGGUUGUGAGUUUGACAACCUUGGCAGUGCCUUGACCUCAGCCAACAUUUAUGAUAAGAUUGUGCUGUUCCCAGGCAUCUAUGAGGAGCAGGGCGAAAUUAUCCUGAAUGUGCCUGUGGAGAUCAUGGGCCACGGGAAGCUUGGAGAUGUGGCGCUGCUGGUUUGUGUGGAUCAGCACUGUGCCACAACACGGCUGUGCAACCUUGUCUUCAUGCCAGUGUGGUUCAGUCCUGUCAUGUACAAGGUAUCUUCGGGUCAUGUCCAAUUUGAUAACUGCAACUUCGAGAAUGGGCAGUUGCAGAUUCAUGCUCCCGGAACCUGCCAAGUUAAAUUUUGCACCUUUAAUCAAGCCAGCAUCAGCCUUCACAGCGUAGCCCUUUGUGUCCUUGAAAAUUGUGAGUUUGUUGGGAGUGAAAUUGCCUCUGUGACUGUGGAAGGGCAUCCAUCAUCAGACAGGAACUGGGCCUAUAAGCAUCUGAUGGGCCUGGUCAAGUCCUCUUCUGCUUUAUCAACUACCCGAGACUCAGCACCUUUUAACCCAUCAAGCCAAGAAACCUCAGGGCAUCUGCCCCCAGGGAACUUAAGGACCUGUGAGAUAGUCAUAGGUGAAGACCAGAGCAACUUCUUUGCAACCUUGAAAUCCCCACAAGCAUGCGAGAAAGACUUUCAGAAGGAGAAUGAAAUUAGCAAGGACCUCUGCCCUGCCAGGGACAGGAAGGGGAUUGUCCACGAUCCGGACUCCUAUGAUGGCAGCCAGAGCUCUGGCAGCGAAAAUGAACCUGAAGACCAGUUUGUGUACAGACACUACCACCAGCCGCCCGGGCUGAACCACACACUGGUCAGGUCUCUGCUUGGCCGGCCGCAGACCGCUCGAUUGUCCGACCUCCAGAGAGGCCUGGAAUUGAAAACCCUGCACCAGGAGCUUCAGAGAGACGGCGAGGCUCAGUCCCUCGCCAGUUCCUUGCAGGGCUGCCUCAUUAGGAAGUGCCUUUUCAGAGACGGGAAGGGGGGCGUCUUUGUCUGCUCUCGAGGCCGUGCCAAGAUGGAAGGGAAUGUCUUCAGGGACCUGGUGUAUGCUGUCCGGUGCGUGCAGAAUAGCAAGAUCAUCAUGCUAAAGAAUGACAUUUACCAUUGCAAAGCAUCAGGAAUAUUUUUGCGCCUGGAAGCAGGAGGCUUGAUUGCUGAUAAUAACAUUUAUUCCAACUCCGAGGCUGGUGUGGAUAUCCGAAAGGGAGCCAACCCAUUCAUACUGUGUAAUAAGAUACACAGUGGCCUUCGUUCAGGCAUCGUUGUCCUUGGCAAUGGAAAAGGCAUCAUCCGUAGCAAUCAAAUAUAUGGAAAUAAAGAAGCUGGCAUUUACAUUUUGUAUAAUGGAAAUCCUAUUGUGAGUGGAAACCACAUUUUCCAAGGUCUUGCUGCUGGCAUAGCAGUAAACGAGAAUGGAAGAGGACAAAUAACAGAAAAUGUUAUACGUGAAAAUCAUUGGGGUGGCGCAGAUAUUCGCCGAGGAGGUGACCCUGUUCUCAGAAGCAAUCUCAUCUGCUUUGGUUAUUCGGAUGGCGUGGUUGUAGGAGAACAGGGAAAAGGACUAAUCGAAGGAAAUACCAUAUAUGGUAAUAAAGGUUGUGGCAUGUGGAUCAUGUCCUCAAGCCUCCCUCACAUCACAAGCAACCAGAUUGCCCAUAACAGCAUCUAUGGGGUAGCUGUGUUUUGUCAGAAGGAUGAUGCUAAUGAUUACCUCAUUAACCAAGGAAGCAAUGAAAAUUUCAAUGAUGAAGGUGAAGCUUCCAACUGGGAAAACGAACUGGACGGUGAAGAUGACCACUUCUCCACCCGGCGGCCAAUCAGCGUGGCUCUCAUUGAAUCUAACAGUAUUAACCACAAUGGAGCUGCUGGGCUGUAUGUCAAGAGCAAUGAAGCUCUGAACGUUAUUGCCAACAUUAUCCACGCCAACCAGGAGAGCGGGCUAGCUGUGUUGCAGAGCACUCAGCUUACCCGGAUCGCCAACAACAGCAUCUCCUGCAACCAUCUUGGCGGGGUCCUCAUCGAGUCGGAGUGCAGGGUCGAACUUCGUGGAAAUGGCAUCUAUGACAACAGAGGUCCUGGCGUCUCCUCCAAGGGAGACGGGACCAUCCUAGAAAAUGACAUCAUUGGCAACCGAGGCUGUGGCCUACAGUUACUGCAGGCGGCAAACAUGAAGAUCACCAAAAACAGGAUCCACUCCUUCUGUGAUUAUGGAAUUGUAAUGCUUGACCACGUCAAAGGUUUGGUGCAGGAAAAUAUGAUCUUUCAAGGGAAGACCAAAAAGACCAUUUUGCAGCAGGUUUCCAAUCUUGAAGACUGUUUAGUUCAAAACAACAAGCUUUUGGCUUUCAAGAACAGGUCCGAAGUCCCUUGGAAACUGGAGAAUCCCCCUGCGCGGCCUCACAUCGAAGAAACCACAAGAAGCAUCUCUACAGCCCACAACAGUCAAAAGGUGGCCAACAUGACCACCAGGAUAGCCACCAGAGUGGAAGGCAGAUGUCCCAACAGCCGCAGCCUCUUCUGUACUAUUCUGUGACACUGCCUCGGCAGCUCCCAUUGUCCAUUCUUUGAGCUCAGGGCUAGGCUAAGAGACCAGUUGGUCACUUUGGCAUCAGUGACUGCCCACUCUCCGCAGGAAUAGAGCUUCGCCCAGAAACAGAGUGGGGAUUUCUGAUGGGCUGCGCAAGUGAAAUUCAUUGGGGUUUGGGGGGGGUGCUUAUUUGAACUCCCACCUAGCCCUGCAGGAGAAAUUAGUGCCCAGCAAGUCCAAGACCCCCAAGCUUUCUGGGAAAUGGGAAAAGUACCUGAGGGAAUUCCAAGGAGGACAAAACCAAACAGUAAUUAUGGCUUAAUGAAAAGGGGAAAAAGGUAUUUAUUUGAAGGGGCCAUAAUAGGAAGCACCAUUUCAAGUCAAAAGACUUGGGUUUGAAUUCUGACUGUGAGUUAUUAGCUGUGUGACUGUGGUCCAGUCACUUAACCACUGUUAAAUGGGCCUCAUUUCCUUCUCUGUAGAAUGAGAAGGCUUGGACCAGUUGAUCUUUGAUGACCCUUCUAACCCUAAAAUCAUGAGAUCCUGCGAUUUUGAAGAGAACUGUUUGCUGGGAAGACGUUUCCAUCAGCCUUUCAAUAGUGGCUCCCUCAGUGCUCCCUGGCAUCUGAGGGGUCAUGCCACCUUCGGGGUGCAGACCAAAGCCUGGUUCCUGACAAGACUCAGUUUCUCCUCCCCAGAGCCUGGUCUGCCUAACACCAGCGAAUCGUCAGGAAGCUCAUCGUUCCCGACAUAUGUGUCAUGACUGCCUGCUGGGUGCAGGACGUUAUGCCCAGCACUGGGGACGAAGAGAGGUCCAUGUCACAGCCCCAGCUUUUGAGGCUUAGCGGGGCACUUUAAUGACCACCAGAGCGGGAGACCCUGACAUCCACUUGUAAUUAUUGACAUCAAACCAAGUCUCGUUCUCUGCCUUUCACUGAAGUCCUAACCUAGUACCUCACCAUGGCAGGAGCUCCUGGGGCUGUCCUUCUGGAGUGCAAGCUCUAAUGGGGCCUGCCGAGCUAUAAAGGCUUUGAUUCCGUUCCCAGAGACAGACCAUGUCUGCUGUCCAAGGACAAGCCUUAGCUAAGUGUAUACAGGCUUUAUGACUGGAAGAUUGACCACUAGCCAGUUAAUUUUCUGGCCAUGGUGACUUUUCUUACACACAUGUGCACACGUACAUGCAGAUGUGCACAUGCGAGUGCACACACACACACACACACACACACACACAGCCAGCACCCAUUCAUACAAACUCAAUACAAAUGCAGCUUAGACAAUCAGAUCCAAGGAGAAUCAGAAGUCUCACUGUGCUUUGCUCCUUUGAUCCCAGAGGGCUAUGUUAAAACGUGUUAUGUCUGGGGGUCCUGGAGUCAGGUAAACCCGCAGGCCCAGCCUCUGAGGCGUGGCCACAUACGGGCCACCACUGGACAGAGGAGCUGUUCUUUCACGAAGAUCGCGGGGCUCUGAUAUGGGGCAUGCUAUAUGUACUUUUCCAUCAAGGAAGGAUGCACAUUCUGGGGGGACUGCAUUGUUUGACUGUGGCUCCAGUACUGUGGGCUCCUCUCUUAGGGGUGGGUGAGGCAGAAAGGGUGGUGUCCUGAGGAAGAGGAUGAGGUUGGAAAUGUGGGACCAAGCACAGGGCUGCCCCGUGUUGAGAGGCCACCACAGUGCUGCUCUCUCACAUGCCUAGGAUCUGUUUUCAUUUCUUCUUUGAUAGACCCGUUCCACAUGGAACUGGUGGGGCCCCCUUUUAAGUUGUACAAUGUGCAGCAUUUCCUAUUUUUAAAGAAAAAUCAUUUUUAUGUGAAAAUAUAAUGAAAAGACAUAAUGGAAAAAUGA
This is a messenger RNA of Vombatus ursinus (common wombat), 4889 nucleotides long. It is a transcript of the gene FBXO10, whose product is annotated as F-box protein 10. Bases 156 to 3056 code for a protein of 966 amino acids. The transcript is spliced from 12 exons. The record is from RefSeq and is a predicted model, not a curated record. Gene Ontology annotation, biological process: ubiquitin-dependent protein catabolic process; protein ubiquitination; regulation of apoptotic process. Gene Ontology annotation, molecular function: protein binding. Lineage: Eukaryota; Metazoa; Chordata; Mammalia; Diprotodontia; Vombatidae.